Molecule: messenger RNA, 5469 nt
Organism: Tarenaya hassleriana
Lineage: Eukaryota; Viridiplantae; Streptophyta; Magnoliopsida; Brassicales; Cleomaceae
Product: protein SUPPRESSOR OF npr1-1, CONSTITUTIVE 1
Exons: 6
Coding region: 12-5294 (1760 amino acids)
Biological process (GO): signal transduction; defense response
Molecular function (GO): protein binding; ADP binding
Source: RefSeq, a predicted model, not a curated record
GAAGGUCUCCGAUGGACGUCAAAGAACUCGUGACGCAACAUCAAGUGUACAUCAGUUUCCGAGGAUCUGAGUCGCGCCACGGCUUUGUCAGCCAUCUAGUGAGAAAUAUGAAAAGAGCAGGAAUCAACGUCUUCAUAGAUUCGGAUUUGCAGAGGGGUGAAGAUCUUGAGAAUCUCUGGAAGAGGAUCGAGGAAUCGAGAGUCGCACUGGUAAUCUUAUCGAGUGGCUACUUGGACUCGAACUGGUGUUUGGACGAGCUGGUAGAGAUCAUGAAACUCGUGAAGGAAGGCAAACUCGUCGUCAUUCCCAUCUUCUUCAAGGUGGACGUGCGACGCUUGAAGGGGGAUUUGGGUAACAAGUUCAGGAAUCUGGAAAGGGCUUCUCCGGAAGACCGGAUCACGAAAUGGAAGGACGCCUUGGAGUAUGUUGUAAGAAAGAUGGGGCUCACGUUGGAGCCGCAAAGAUCAGAGGCAGAUUUCAUUGAUACAAUCGUUGAAGCAGUCAAAAGAACGCUAAUCGGCGUCUCAUCAGAGGAUGGUCGCGUCGAUAUUUCCCGAGGAAAAGGAGAAAACACUGAGAUGGAACAAUGGCUCAAGCAACUGGAAGAGAAGUUAGAGUUUCAACAGGACACAACUCGUCUGGUUGGAGUUGUUGGCGGCCAUGGUAGAAUACAACUUGUGAAGGAGCUGUUCAAAAAGUGGGAAAACAAGUUCCAGAGUGGCGUGCUUCUUGAAAACGUUGAUAAAAUGUGGCAGGAAUAUGGGUUGUGUUAUUUGCGGAUGAUGCUCCUCGAGAAGUUACUCACGCAUCUGAAAAUUAGACCUUCAACUACACAAGAGAAUGACCAGCUCGAGCUGAAGGUUCUGGUUGUUCUUGAUGGCGUGAGUGACAAGACACAGAUAGAAGUUCUUCUCCAGAAUCACAAGUGGAUUAAGAAAGGAAGCAAGAUUGUUAUUACUACCAGCGACAAGUCACCGGUUGUGGGACUCGUUGACGAUAUCUAUGAAUUAUGCGGAUCAAACUUUACCAAUGAUGACCAGAGUUAUCAUGUCUGUGCUCCCAAAGGACAUAUGACAAAACCAUCGAUGGGUGGGAAAGGCGAAACUCACCAAGAAAGGAAGCAGGCGAUACCAGAGGAGGUGAAUGAGUUGCAUAUGAGAAAAACAGAUCACAUCUCUGUCUUUUUCUGCAGUGACAAACAGGAAGCAGAUGAGGCAUCUUUCAUGGAAGACAUCUUGAGAGAGUUGCGGAAGCAUAGUAUUACUCCUUUGACAUAUAGUCUAACCGGCAGAAAGAUCCUGAACUUGGGUAUGCAACGCAGAUUUGGUGUUGGUAUUAUAAUUUUCUCAAACAACUAUGCUUUCUCCAGAGAAUGCCUUGAUCAACUCGUGACGAUCAUGGAGCACCGAAAAGCCAACGACCUUCUGAUUAUUCCCAUUUAUUUUAAAGUAACACCUUCAGACAUUAGGGAAUGUCAAGGCAGUUUUAAAGAGGCAUUUUUGCAGCUUGCAAAUUCAUACCAGGCAGAACAAGUUCAUAAAUGGAGGACAGCUAUUAUCGAAACAGCUUCUGUGGAUGGAUAUGAAUGGACAAAGGGGAACCAUUUUACGCUUGUCAAAAAGAUUGUGAGAAAUGCCUGCUUGAGGCUAUAUUCUAGAACUAGCGAGAACCUUACCAACAUCUUGUCUUUGCUAGAGCACUCCCAGACUUCAGAUAUGCACACUGUUGGAAUUUGGGGUAUGGCUGGAAUAGGCAAGACAACCAUAGCUACUGAAAUUUUUGAAAUACUAGCUCCACGGUAUGACUCGUGUUACUUUCUGCAAGAUUUUCAUCAAUCAUGUCAGAAGAAAGGGCUGAACAGUUUGCGUGAUGAUUUUUUCUCAAAAAUAUUUGGAGAAGAGAACCUCGGUAUGGCCGCUUCUAGUAUAAAACCAAGUUUCAUGAGGAACAUGUUCCAACAUAAAAGAGUGCUUAUCAUUUUGGAUGAUGUGAGUAAUGCCGGAGAUGCUGAAGCUUUAGUUGGAGGGUUUGGUUGGCUUUCGCCUGGACACAUGGUCAUCCUGACCUCUAGGAACAGACAAGUUCUCAUACGAUGCAACGUCGAAGAGCCAUACGAAGUCCUAAGGUUAUCAGAGUAUGAAUCUUUUCGCCUUUCCAAGCAGUAUUUGACAGAAGAAACUUAUCCGAUCUCGGAUAUCAUGAACUACGCCAAUGGCAUCCCGUUGGCUCUCCUAGUUUCAUGUUCAUCCUCAUCAAAGCAGCAGACAAAUAAUAUGAGAGAACAUGUGCAGGAAUUGAGGAAAAAUCCUCCACCUGAGAUUCAGAAAGCGUUUGAAAGAAGCUUUGAUGGACUAGAUGAAAAUGAGAAGAACAUAUUUCUUGACCUUGCAUGUUUUUUCAGAGGGGAGAACAGAGAUCAUGUGGUUCAACUACUCGAUGCUUGUGGUUUCUUCACGGAUUUAGGAAUAUGUGGUCUCAUUGAUGAGUCUCUCAUUACCCUUUUACACGAUAGGAUAGAAAUGCAAAUUAUCUUUGAAGACAUGGGCCGCUUUGUUGUUCUCAAAGAAGACAAAGAGCCAGGUAAGCGUAGCAGAUUGUGGGAUGCUGAUGACAUUGCUGAUGUAUUGACAAGUAAUUCAGGGACAGAAGCAAUUGAGGGCAUAUUCCUGGAUGCGUCGAAUUUGAGAUGUGAGUUUCAUCCUACUGUAUUCAACAGCAUGUACAGUAUUAGAUUGAUAAAGUUCUACUAUUCCACUUCUGGCAACCAGUGCAACCUUUGCCUGCCUCAAGGCCUCGAGUCUCUGCCCGAUGAGCUGAGGCUUCUCCAUUGGGAAAAUUACCCUCUAAAAUCCUUGCCUCAGGAAUUCAAUCCUGAGAACCUUGUUGAGCUAAACCUGCCUCAUAGCGAAAUCGAGAAUCUAUGGGAAGGGACAAAGGAUCUCGGGAAGCUAAAGAUGAUCAGAUUAAGUCACUCCCGACAACUAAGUAAAAUCCCAAAGCUUUCAAAGGCCUUGAACCUUGAGCAUAUCGAUGUUGAAGGAUGUACUGGUCUGGUGAAAGUCAGUUCAUCUAUUCAGUAUCUUGGCAAGCUUAUUGUCUUGAAUCUGAAGGGCUGUUCUCGUUUGCAAACUCUGCCUGCCAUGGUUAAUUUAAAAUCCCUAGAAGUUCUUAAUCUGUCUGGGUGCUCAGAGCUCGAGAAUAUCCAGGAUUUCUCAGAAAAUAUAAGAGAGAUAUAUCUCUCUGGGACUGCAAUAAGAGAAGUUCCUUCAUCGAUCGAGAAUCUCAGCAAACUUGCUAUACUAGAUUUAGAAAAUUGCAAAAGGCUUCAGCACCUGCCGAUGGGAGUGAGUUACUUGAAAUCGCUUGGGACCCUUAAGCUGUCUGGCUGCUCAAAUCUGGUGGGCCUUCAAAAUCUUGAUGCAUUAUAUCUAAGAUGCUUGCAACAUCUCGAUGCAACAAAGACGACAACCAUGGAAGAAUCCUCACAUCUGUUUUCACAUCACUCUGCUAUUAAAGAAUCAAAGUUGGAUGGGUCACAAUUCUUUCAGAACUCUUUCGCUCUGCAGUUCAGAUCAGAUACUGCCAAUACAUAUUUGACUUACGGUGCUGGGGAAGAACAUGUAGCAGCAUUCAAAUAUUCAUCAAUCCAAGAAUCUUCUUAUUUGACAUUGUACAGUCUUGGAAGGCUGCCCUCAUCAAUCUUGUACUCAUUGGCAUUAAGACUGUAUGCCCUAGCGUGUUUGUCCCUGCCUAACGCAUGCCUGCUGGACAUACCUGCAGAUAUAUUCUGUCUACCUUCACUAAGAAAAUUGGAUCUUAGUGGGAACGGUUUUAGCCAACUUCCUGAAAGCAUCAAACAGUUUUCCAAACUAGAAGUCCUUUUGUUAAGCUAUUGCAAAAACCUUACAGCUCUUCCAUCAGAGCUUCCUCAAAGCCUUGAAAUCUUGGAUGUGCAUGGUUGUACGUCUCUGGAGUCAUUUCCGUCGUACUUGCUGCCUUCAAUAUGGAUUUUGGAUCUCAGUGGAAACGGUUUCAGCAGACUUCCUGAGAGCAUCAAGGAGUUUUCCAAACUAGAAGUCCUUUUGUUACGCGAUUGCAAAAACCUUACAGCUCUUCCAUCAGAGCUUCCUCAAAGCCUUGAAACCUUGGAUGUGCAUGGUUGUACGUCUCUGGAGUCAUUUCCGUCGUACUUGCUGCCUUCACUAUGGAAAUUGGAUCUCAGUGGAAACGGUUUCAGCAGACUUCCUGAAAGCAUCAAGGAGUUUUCCAAACUAGAAGUCCUUUUGUUACGCGAUUGCAAAAACCUUACAGCUCUUCCAUCAGAGCUUCCUCAAAGCCUUGAAACCUUGGAUGUGCAUGGUUGUACGUCUCUGGAGUCAUUUCCGUCGUACUUGCUGCCUUCACUAUGGAAAUUGGAUCUCAGUGGAAACGGUUUCAGCAGACUUCCUGAAAGCAUCAAGGAGUUUUCCAAACUAGAAGUCCUUUUGUUACGCGAUUGCAAAAACCUUACAGCUCUUCCAUCAGAGCUUCCUCAAAGCCUUGAAACCUUGGAUGCGCAUGGUUGUACGUCUCUGGAGUCUAUUACAUGGUGUUUCGAACGGAUUCCUAGACAAUGCCUACUCAGUAAUUGCUUUGCUCUAUCUCCGGCUGUGGUAAAAGACCUUGCAGCAAAAGCUCUGGCUGGUUUUGAGCACAUGGAAUUGUUUGGAGCACAACCUGGAUUCAACGUAUGUCUGCCCACUUCUGUAGGAGAAAUCCCCACAAUGCGUAUCUCUACAGAUCCUUGGAUAACAAUGCAGCUAGCAUCUCAGAGAGAGAAGCAGCUCGUGGGCUUUGUUUUGUCAGUUGUUGUGGCGUUUUCGGACAAUAACUCCAGAGACGAUGGUUUUGGCGUUAGGUGCAUAGGCAGUUGGAGAGCCAGAAAAGGGUCCUGCCACCGCAGUGUGAGAAUCUUCUGGUUUUGGAAACAGUGGGAAGUCGCACCGAAGCUUCGACAUGACCACACGUUUGUCUUCUAUCAACAUGUAAUGCAUCCGGCCGGUGGCAAAAAGUAUGAUGAAGUUGAAUUUGAGUUCUAUCCUGUAAAAGGGAGGGGUAUGCGUCCACACGAUAGCUGCACGGUGAAGCAAUGCGGAGCCUAUGAUGUCAAUGCUCUGAUUGACAAGCAGAGCCCGUUUCCGUGGAAAGAGGGGAGUGUUGCCUCAAAGGAAGGGAAGCUUGUGAAGCAGAUGGCUUCUAAACCCAAGUAUCCUCAGGAAUCUCCUCCUCUGAACCCCGUGACUCCUCAUAAAUGACCAUACCCGUCGCAUCCUGCCUCCCUUUGAACCCGAGAUACAUACAUAUGUGUGUGUAUAGUCAAUAAUCUGUCAUAUUACGUAGUCAUCAAUCUCUAUACCUUACCAAUACUGAAAAUUUGACUUUUUCACGUUUACAUUCUCGGGUUUCUACCUUCUUGAUCGAGUUUUUGAA